Radiomyces spectabilis is the source of this 216-nucleotide messenger RNA. RefSeq lists its product as uncharacterized. The record is from RefSeq and is a predicted model, not a curated record. The transcript has 2 exons. Lineage: Eukaryota; Fungi; Mucoromycota; Mucoromycetes; Mucorales; Radiomycetaceae. Bases 1 to 216 code for a protein of 71 amino acids.
AUGAAGGCCACUUUCUUCAUCGCUGUUGUCGCUGUUUGCGUUGCUACUGUUUCCGCUGCCGGCGGCCAGGAUGGGGGCAAACGUAUCGAUACUGACCAAAAGCUUGGUGGCAUUGGCAAUGAAGGCCGCGUCAGUGGUCUCGUGAACAACCUUCUCAAAGCUGGCAUUUUGGCUGACGACAGCAAGGACUUUGGUGAUUAUCAGGAUGCCUUCUAA